CCAUCACCGUCCGUCAUCAUCAACUGACGCGACUGCAUCAAAUGGACUUCAACACAUCAAUCCAUAAAGUCUCAAAUUGGCUUGAUUCUCUCCCUUUUGACCAACCAACGCCACAUUCACCACCAUCGCCAUCUACUACUCUCAAACGACAACAUCUCAACGAGUCGCGCAAACGUCAAUAUCCAGCAUCACCACCUGAAUCUCACUCCUCGCGCAGAGUCAGAAUCCAAGCCAUGCCCGCUACUCCAGCUAAGCGUGCUCGCCCAGACAUCGACAAUGAUCAAACUCCACGCGCCGGCGCAAAUCCUCUCAUCAAUCCGCCCAGUCUACCUUCAAACAGUGAAUCGAGCCUUGCUUCCCAGAGCGAUGCAUCCAUGUCACGCGAUAGUAAGCGCUCGAAGCGCUCUUCAUCGCCAACCAAGUUGUUUCCGAUGUUUGGGCCAGAAGGGCACCGGUUGGUGAGAGAUUCACUUAGCAUGACGGCUCCACGGCGAAAGCUUCCUGAGUCGCUUGCUGAACUCUAUCGAGACUUUUAUGAUGUCGCGGGGCGAUAUGGCAUUAUUCCGCGGGGUGUCAAGGGGGCUUUGGAUCAGCAUCUCAAAUCGACAAUGUCGCUUGAUCGCGUGCAUGAUCAUAUGUUCUUUGACGAUGAGACGAGCAAGGACUUGGAUGAAUCUGAGUCUAAGUCUCCUGUAAUGGCCUCAGACAGGGAAAUCCUUCGUCGUGUUUCGCGCAUUGCUGAUCGGUCAGAUCAAUGCUCUCAGAUGCUCAGCGAUGAGGCGGCCUGGAACUGUCUUGUACAUUGCCCUCUGCUCGACCUAUUCACUUUCGACAUGGCAAAUCAAACCAUACUCGAUUUUAUGCCUUGUACAACAACAAACAUCGAUUCCACAUACCAUCGCUUUCCUGACCCUGCAAGCCGCGUCGACUUUGCCUUUUACUUUACACCUGAUAUCAAUCCUCCUCCAAAUCAACCGCCCGCCAUUCCGUGCUUCAACUGGACUUCGGAAAGGAUGCUUCAACAAUACCCUCUCGCCUUCAGCAUCGAAACUAAGCGCUACGGUGGCAACGCGGCAAAAGGGGAGCAGCAAAUGGGAAUCUGGCACGCAGCGCAGUGGGAAUUCCUCAUCACUCGCGCGGGUGCCGAAGCGGUAGCCAAGCUAGAUUUCCUACCUGGCAUUGUGAUCCAGGGUCAUAUCUGGUCACUUGUUAUCACGACGAGGAACCAAGGCACAACGACUGUGCUUUGCAGUGUUGAGUUUGGAAAUACAGGUUCUGUUGUUGGUGUGUUUCAGGUUAUGGCUGGUCUGAGGCGGUUGCGGAAAUGGUCUCUUGAGGUGCUGUGGCCAUGGUAUAAGAUGUAUUUACCGGGAUUGUGCGCAGAUGCGAGAGCUGAUGAAGUACGCCAACUGUAA
Fusarium odoratissimum NRRL 54006 is the source of this 1415-nucleotide messenger RNA. RefSeq lists its product as uncharacterized. The record is from RefSeq and is a predicted model, not a curated record. The transcript has 3 exons. NCBI's taxonomy places the organism in Eukaryota, Fungi, Ascomycota, Sordariomycetes, Hypocreales, Nectriaceae. The coding region runs from base 42 to 1415 and encodes 457 amino acids.